Messenger RNA from Porites evermanni, 293 nucleotides. NCBI's taxonomy places the organism in Eukaryota, Metazoa, Cnidaria, Anthozoa, Scleractinia, Poritidae. The record is from the annotation of a GenBank genome assembly.
AUGAGGAUUGCGGCUAAGCAAAUGCAGAGUGUGGAAAAUGAGGAAUGUGGAAGAAAAUGCAGAGUGUGGAAAAAGUAAGACUGAGGUAGAAAAUGCAAAGUGCGGAAAAUGAAGAAUGUGGUAUAAAAUGAGGAGUUUGGGAGAAAAUUGUCGAUCAGAGUGUUGAAAAUUCAGAGUGCGAUAGAAAAUAGAAACUAAGAGUGUGGAAAAUGAGGAGUGUGGUAAAUGAGAAAUGCGGUAGAAAAUGCAGGGUGAAAAACGCGGAAAUUGCGAAGAGUGGAAAACGAGGAAUA